Polyodon spathula (Mississippi paddlefish) is the source of this 1373-nucleotide messenger RNA. Its product is annotated as nucleotide exchange factor SIL1-like. The record is from RefSeq and is a predicted model, not a curated record. The transcript has 3 exons. Lineage: Eukaryota; Metazoa; Chordata; Actinopteri; Acipenseriformes; Polyodontidae. Bases 324 to 584 code for a protein of 86 amino acids.
UAGAAAUCCAUUCGGCGUGUCUAUAUGAUUAAAGGUCAAUGUGUUAUUUUAUUUAUGGAAGUGAAUUCGAUUUAGCAGAUUGACCAGCAUGGAGGAAAGGGUGUUUCUGAAGAGGCUUUAAGAACAGUUCAAACAAAGUGCUUCUCUGCUUUCAUUGCAGGCAGGGCACGGAGAACACAGAGUCUCAGACUUUCACUGCUCAGGAGCUAAAGAAAGCACUGAAACAUUUUAAAGAAGCUGCCGUGGUGCCCACUGAUGAGGAGAAGGAGGCGGCAGAGGCGUCAAGGGCUCAGUUCCACCCCCUGGAGGAGCUCAAGAGAGACAUGGAGGUGCUCAGUUUGAUGAUGGAGACAGACUUCCAGAUCAUGUCUCGCCUGCUACAGCAGUUCAACAGCUCUGCAGCCUCGCUGGAAGAGAGGAUCUCUGCACUGCGAGAGCUGGAGUACCUCAUACACCAGGUGGACAAUGCCCAGGAUUUCGUCACCAUUGGGGGGCUGCAGCUGGUCAUCGGCACCCUGAACAGCUCUGAGCCAGUGCUGCAGGAACACGCUGCUUUGGUGCUGGGCUCUGCACUCUCCAGGUAACACACACUCCUGCCCCUGUCAGGGUGACCCUCUGUGUGUCUCUUCUCUGCUCACGCUGUGCCCCUGUCUCUGUGCCACUUCUCUGCUUAUGCUGUGCCCCUGUCUCUGCAGUAACCCCGUGGUGCAGGUGGGGAGUUUUGUCAUGAGAUAGAAGUAAUGAAAUGAAAGUAAUGAAAACCCCAUGAAAUUGUAAAACUUGUUUGUCUUCCUUUUACACUCAUGCAGCAAAGAUUGAAAUAGGUUAUUAUGAAGCAGUCAGUGAUACAAACAGAAAGCAAUUCUAGAAACCAGCAUUGAGACAGCUGGGUUUCAUCAGACUGAAAUAUAAAAGAUGCAGGGCUGAACCUGCCUGUGGACUCAAUGGACACCCUCAAUAGUAUGAACUGUGCACCGCGCCUGCAUACUGUAUCAAGUACUUGCCUUUCUGUGGAAAACAGGAAUUCAUUUACACAGCUGUGUGUAAGCUUUUGUAAGUAAUAAAAUAACGUAUGGAUGUUUGUGUUUCUCAUGUGGUCGUCGUGCACUCCCGCCACGCGAGGGUGAUGGCAGUGUAAUUGAUUUCAUAGUGAAAUGUUUUAAAUCCUUAAUCCUGAGCUGGUGAUUUUUUUAAAAGUGGAAAACCAUUCUGCCAAUUUUACGAUAACCAGAUGGCUAAUUCAGAGUCCUCUCGUUAACAAGGCUGUUCUGCUUUUGAAAACAGGGAAGUUAUGUACACACUGAGGUGCAGUAAGGGGGUCUCAGAUUAGUGGAAUCACAGUCUGUUGAGUGUAUGAUAGAAUUACCAGCUGC